AGCAACGUCGAGAAAGGGACAGAAGGUUUUGUCAGUGCAGAAAGGGCCGAAGGAGGCCAACGGAAAAAGAGAGAGAGAGAGAGAGAAACAACGAAAGAAAGAAAGAGAAACCUCUCUCUCUUUCUUUCACACUCCUAUGGUGUAUACUCUCUCUCUCUCACACACACACACACACACACAGUCGCCUACACGACGUCGUCCUCACCCUUCCUUCCUUCCUUCCUUCGAAACUUCCCAAACCCAAAUAGCUUCUCCAUUCCUUCCCUCUUCCAUUAAUUGAAAAAACUCCAAACUAUAUGACUUUUUUUUUUAAAUGAUUAAAUAAAUCAAAGAGGAAGAGGAAUCUCUAUGGUUAUAAUUUAUAAAUUAGUCGUCUGAGUCAACUCACCCCGAGUUAUGGGCUGCUGCGAAUCCACCUUUCUAAGAAGACCCGAUUCACUGCACAAAACCAAUCACCACCACCACCUCUACAACAACAACACCAACACCAAUCGUCUCACUCAGACCAAUAAUGGCCCUUCCUCACCUUCCAUUGCUGGAAAAGAUUCCCUUGCCGGUGGGGCUGCGGGCUUCCCUGAUUUCUCCGAGUUCUCCCUUGCUGAGCUCAAGGCUGCCACCAACAACUUCAGUUCCGAUUUCAUCGUCUCUGAAUGCGGUGAAAAGGCCCCCAAUGUGGUCUAUAAAGGCCGCCUCCAAAACGACAAUAAUCGACGUUGGAUCGCCAUCAAGAAAUUCACUAGAUUAGCCUGGCCCGAUCCUAAACAAUUCGCCGAUGAAGCUCGCGGUGUUGGAAACCUUAGACACAAGAGAGUGGCUAAUUUGAUUGGGUAUUGCUGCGAUGGCGACGAGAGAUUGCUUGUUGCUGAAUACAUGCCGAAUGAUACCCUUGCAAAGCAUUUAUUUCACUGGGAGAACCAGACUAUUGAGUGGGCUAUGCGGUUGAGAGUUGCUUUAUACAUAGCUGAAGCAUUAGAUUAUUGUAGCAGCGAAGGUCGUCCAUUGUACCAUGAUUUGAAUGCAUAUAGGGUUCUCUUUGAUGAGAAUGGCGACCCUCGACUUUCAUGUUUUGGUUUGAUGAAGAACAGCAGGGAUGGAAAAAGUUAUAGUACAAAUCUUGCAUACACGCCUCCUGAGUAUUUAAGAAAUGGAAGGGUUACUCCUGAAAGUGUUAUAUUCAGCUUUGGAACUGUCCUUUUGGAUCUUCUCAGUGGAAAACACAUUCCUCCAAGUCAUGCUCUGGAUAUGAUAAGAGGCAAAAACAUUCUUCUCUUAAUGGAUUCACAUCUAGAGGGACACUUUUCAUCUGAAGAGGCAACUGUGGUCUUUGAUCUUGCCUCACAAUGUUUGCAAUAUGAACCAAGGGAGAGGCCAAAUACCAAAGAUCUUGUGACUACACUUGCCCCAUUGCAAAAUAAACCUGAUGUUCCAUCUUAUGUGAUGUUGGGAAUUCCCAAGCAUGAGGAGGGGCCUCCUACUCCGCAGCAGCCGUUGUCUCCAAUGGGUGAUGCCUGUUCACGGAUGGAUCUCACAGCUAUCCAUCAAAUUUUGGUAAUGACACAUUACAAAGAUGAUGAAGGAACAAAUGAGCUCUCCUUUCAAGAGUGGACUCAACAAAUGAGAGAUAUGUUGGAGGCAAGAAAGCGGGGAGAUGUAGCAUUUCGUGACAAAGAGUUUAAAACUGCUGUAGAUUGUUAUUCUCAGUUCAUAGACGUUGGAACCAUGGUUUCUCCAACUGUUUAUGCACGAAGAAGUCUUUGUUAUCUUCUGUGCGAUCAACCAGAUGCUGCCCUCCGAGAUGCAAUGCAAGCACAAUGUGUGUACCCCGACUGGUCAACAGCAUUUUACAUGCAGGCUGUAGCCUUGGCCAAGCUAGACAUGCAGAAGGAUGCUGCUGACAUGUUGAAUGAAGCUGCGGCACUAGAAGAAAAAAGGCAACGGGGCGGCAGAGGAUCUUGAGACGUUGGUUCAAGUUUGUGGCUCUGUAACGUUCUUAUUUUUUGUAUGGGUGGGGGCCUAAAGAGCAAUUUGUGGCUGUCCUUGUGGUUGUUAGCAAACAUGCUGAGAUUAAUGUAUAAUGGAAAUUGAAAUUGUGGUUUUGUGCCAAGCAAUUUAUGGGAUGAUGUAAUGUGGAGGGAGGAAGGCAUUUGUUUUGCAUUGCCAUCACCUUUUCCUGUUCUUUGAUUUUAAUGAAAUAAUUGAUUUCGUUUA
This is a messenger RNA of Gossypium raimondii (Peruvian cotton), 2208 nucleotides long. RefSeq names its product serine/threonine-protein kinase BSK1. Gene Ontology annotation, molecular function: protein binding; protein kinase activity; ATP binding. Gene Ontology annotation, biological process: protein phosphorylation; brassinosteroid mediated signaling pathway. The record is from RefSeq and is a predicted model, not a curated record. The transcript has 9 exons. Lineage: Eukaryota; Viridiplantae; Streptophyta; Magnoliopsida; Malvales; Malvaceae. Bases 397 to 1956 code for a protein of 519 amino acids.